AUGAUCAAUCUCCGACUGAGCGCAGUUUUUGCUGCGAUCACAUUGAUCCUUCUGGUCUUUCUACAACUGCUGGGAAUGGUGCAACAUACUGAGCAAAUCCCCGAAUCCAGCUUUACUCGAAACUUCAACAGAUGGAAGAGCAGAACGAGUGCUGCGGCAGCAGCUGAUAACCUGUUUCUGGUGGGUGCCGGAAAGGCCGAUGUGACUGGUCCAGUAGUCGAGGUUGAUUUCAAUGGCUAUGCUAGCCUAGAUCAACUGGGAACGGGUCUUCGUCAGCGGAUAUAUUCACGUGCUUUUAUAUUUGCAGACCCAAAGACUCCCGAGGAUACCUUCAUCUAUCUGGUUCUCGAUACUCUUGCAGGUGACACUGCUGUACGAGAUGGAGUCUUGCAGGGGCUUGCAGCGCUUGGGAGUGACUAUGCACGAUAUGGCGCGCACAAUCUAGCGCUGACGGGCACUCACUCCCAUUCUGGACCUGGAGCAUGGAUGAACUACUUACUGCCUCAAAUCCCGACCAAAGGAUUCGAUAAGCAGAGCUACCAGGCGAUUGUCGACGGCACGGUCUUGUCCAUUCAACGUGCGCAUGCAAGCCUUACCACAGGGCGUCUAUCCUUUGGGUCCAUUGAUCUUGAAGAUGCCAAUAUCAACCGUAGUCCAUACUCAUAUGAUCAAAACCCCGAUGAAGAAAAGGCUCGCUAUUCGGCCAAUGUGGACAAAACAAUGACCCUGCUUCGCUUCGACCGGGACUCUGAUAAUAAGACCACUGCAAUUUUGACAUGGUUCCCCGUUCACGGAACAUCCAUGUAUAACAAUAACACCUUGGUCACCGGGGACAAUAAAGGUGUGGCGGCCUAUCUCUUCGAGCGCAGCAUCGAUGGAGACAAUAGAUUCGCAGAUGAUGUGGUCAUUGGAUUUUCCCAGUCCAACGUCGGAGAUACCAGUCCCAACGUCUUGGGUGCCUGGUGCGAGGAUGGCUCUGAGGAGAUGUGCACAUAUGAAGACAGUACCUGCGGUGGCACAAAUGAGGCCUGCCACGGCAGGGGCCCUUUCUUCCGAGUCAAGGAUAACGGCGCCAAGAGUUGUUUCGAAAUCGGCCGGCGCCAAUACUCGGCGGCCAAAUCACUCUACGAGCAGAUGAGUUCCAACGCCACAAUCAUUACCGGUAGCUCGGGUGUCAGAUCUUUCCAUGUAUUCAAGGAUCUAAAUGGUUACUCCUUCCCGUCUCCGUUUAAUGGCAGCAAUCUGACUACAUGCCCCGCGGCGCUGGGGUAUUCAUUCGCUGCUGGAACCACAGAUGGCCCGGGAGCAUUUGAUUUUACUCAAAAUUCGAGUAGCCCAGCCACUGGAAACCCACUCUGGCUCGUUGCUCGGGCAUUCAUUCACCAGCCUAGUGCGGAACAGGUAAGAUGUCAAGGAGCGAAAGACAUUCUCCUAGAUGUUGGAACCCUCACAUUGCCGUACGCUUGGGCCCCAGACAUUGUAGACAUUCAGGUUCUCCGAGUGGGGCAGCUGUUUCUCAUUAUCUCGGCUAGUGAAGCUACGACUAUGUCGGGCCGUCGCUGGAAGGAAGCUAUUCACAAGGGUGCCCGAGACACGCUGGGUAUCUCUGAUCCUCAGGUCGUUCUAGGGGCACCGUCUAACAGCUAUGCCCACUACGUUGCGACAGAAGAGGAAUACCGCGUACAAAGAUACGAAGGAGCAUCAACCCUGUAUGGUCCGAAUGCGCUUGCAGCCUACAUCAAUCUCACUCUAACAUACCUGCCGUACCUCGGCAGCGCCGACGAUAUUGCGAAUCUCCCGGCCAUCGGCGCAGGCCCUAGCCCACCUGUCAAUACCAACAACUCCCUUAGCUUCAUCACAGGUGUGGUUUAUGACAAUGCUCCUUUUGGAAAGUCCUUCGGGGAUGUUAUUACGAAUCCCAGCAGCAGGACUUAUGGACCUGGCGAUGUCGUUAACACGACCUUUGUUGGCGCCAAUCCUCGGAAUGACCUUCACCAAGAAUCAACAUAUGCAGCAGUUGAAAUUUACAACUCGAGCUCUGGCGACUGGGAGGUGGUGCGAGACGACCGUGACUGGAACCUCCUCUUCUUGUGGGAGCGAACCAGUAGUGUUCUUGGAUACAGCGAUGUCACGAUCCAGUGGACGAUCGAGGACAGUUAUUACAGUGUGGAUAGCCCGAAUGCUUUACAGGCUGGAACCUAUCGUAUGCACUAUUACGGGGACUCAAAGGAUGUCCUUGGGAAUAUUUCACCCUUUGAGGGCAUUGGGGGAUCCUUUACAGUGGCGUCUUCGUAA
This is a messenger RNA of Penicillium pulvis, 2295 nucleotides long. RefSeq names its product neutral/alkaline ceramidase. Gene Ontology annotation, molecular function: N-acylsphingosine amidohydrolase activity. Lineage: Eukaryota; Fungi; Ascomycota; Eurotiomycetes; Eurotiales; Aspergillaceae. Gene Ontology annotation, cellular component: extracellular region. Gene Ontology annotation, biological process: long-chain fatty acid biosynthetic process; sphingosine biosynthetic process; ceramide catabolic process. The transcript has 2 exons. Bases 1 to 2295 code for a protein of 764 amino acids. The record is from RefSeq and is a predicted model, not a curated record.